AUGAAAAAUGUAAAUAAGCAAUCUAGUGGUAUUUCACAAAAUUUAACAAAAAUAUUAAGUAAUAUUGAAAAUAUUUUAAAAAAAAAUGCGGAGAAUAUAUUUUAUGUAAAAAAUAUUAUCUGUUAUUUUUAUUUCAGUUAUUACAUAACGCAUUCCCCCAUUGAUGAUGAUUCUUUAAGAGCAUUAGAAAGAAAUAAGAGAAAAACGUUUUUAUCAUUAAAUGAAAGAUUAAAAUUAAUAAGUGAAACAAUCCUGUAUAUAUUAAAAAAUGACAUAUUCUCUUAUAACAAAAUAAUUUUAAAUAAAGAAUUCAUUAUUUUAGAAAAUUACCAAAAUGAAAAUUUCAUAAUAGAAAAUUAUUUAAAUAGUGUAAGGAGAGGGAAAAAGGAAAUUUUUCUAGAUUUUUUAAAAAUAAAAAUAAAAAAUGAAGAAUUGCUUCCUUUUAUGGUAUUACUAUGCUGUAGUGAUUAUAAUAAUAUAGAAAAUAUGUGUAUUUUUAUGGUUAUAACAUUAUAUAUAAUUUAUACAUUUUUAGAAAAAUAUAAUGUAAAAACUAAAUUAUUAAUAGAAGAAAUGAAUAUUUUUGAAUUAGAUAAAUUAUAUUUAUAUAUAUCUGAUAGAUAUAAAAUGGACGGUUAUUUUAUGUGUACAAAUAAAGUAAUUAAUAUUGUUAUAAGUUUUUAUAUAAACUUAUUAAAUAUUGGUAAAAAUGAAUUAUUAAAUAUAAUUAAUGGGAAAGUAGUUUUUAGAAACAUAAAUAAGAAUAAAACGAAAUAUAAAAAUUCUAUUAUUUUAAGCAGUUUUAUAGAAGCAAAUAUUGAUAAAAAUAUCAUGUAUGAAAAAUUAAGAUUUUUAUUUAUAGCAAUAUGUGAUGGAUUAUUACUAAUUUUGGAAAAUUUAGUAUGUGUUAAUUAUUUAACUUUUGUUAUUUUAGAUGUUUUUAUACUUGUAUCUAAAUAUUAUCCAUGGUUUAUAAUAAAAAAUAUAGAAAAAUUUAUUAGUUUAUUUUGUAAAUUUGUUUUAAAUUCACAAUUAUUCUUUUUUUUCAUAAACAAAUUACAUGGAAUUUUUAACAACGAAAAAUUAUUGACUUUUGAAGUCUAUUCCAAAGCAGUUAAUUGUGUUUUAGAAAAAUUAGACAGAAAUUAUGAUAAUGUUCAAGAAUUAUUUCUUUUAUUAUUUUUUUAUAUUAUUUGUAUAAAACUUUUUUUGAUUCAACUUUUAAAGAAUGAUAUACAUAAUGUAGAAUUUUUAUUUUUAUCUCUGAAUUAUUUGAAUAAUUAUUUAUGCCAUCUAAUUAGAAUAUGGAAUUUUAAUUUUCCUAUUUUUCUUUCAUUUAAAAAAUUAAUUAAUGAAUAUAUUAAUAUAUAUGUAUUGUUGAUAAAUAACCUUUUAAUUUUUGAUACAUCACUAUUUUCUGAAAAACAAAUAAUAGAAGGAAAUACUUUGUUACAAUAUUUCAUUAAUGAAAAUAUAAAAUGCUCAUUAAUUUACAGCAAACAUAUAAGAAAUCACGAAAUGAAUGCAUACAUGUUAAACUUAUUAGAAAGAGCAAUUGAUAAAAAUGUGCAUCUAGAAAAAAUAAAUGAUUAUGAUAUAGAAAAGGAAGAAAAGGAAAAAACAAAGGAUAUAUAUAACAGUAUUCCUAAUAAAGAAAAAUCGAAUAAUGAAAAAGAAUGUAUAAAAGAAAAUAGGAAACAAAUAGUAGAUUAUAAAGAUUUAAAUAGAUUUAAAAAUGAAGAUAAUGCUGAUUAUUUAAAAAUUUGUAAAGCUCUAUUAAAGGAUUUUUCUGAAAUUCUCAUUUCAUGUAUUUAUAAAAUGAAGGAUAAAAAAAAAUUAAUUGAAAUUGUUAUAAGUAAUUUUAAGAAAAUAAAUAGUACAAAUAAAAAUUUCUUAAAGUUUUAUUUUAUUAAUAUUAUACUACCUUUUAAAAAAUUUUUUAACGAUAAUUACAUAAAAAAUAGAUUAUUUUACAUAUAUACCUAUAUAGUAAGAAAAUUAAAAGUACAGGAAAUAAAAGCAUAUAUCUUCAGUGAAAUUAUAUUCAUAAAUUAUUAUAUUUCUAAUGUAUUAAAAACCUUAAAGUAUUCUCCAUUUUUGUUCUAUUAUUUAGAAUAUAAUAAAAAUAAGAUCGAUGCCACUUUCUUUAAUAAUUCCUUAUUUAAAGAAGAUUAUAACAUAUAUUUUUAUAAGUUUUAUAAGAACAAUUUAGAUUAUUUUUUUUUAAUUGUAAAUUCUUGUAAAAAAGAGCAUCCUAUAUUACCAAUAAUAAUAUAUAACAUUUAUAUUUUUUAUGAAAUAACGAAAAACAUUUCUGAUUAUUUUCAGUAUGAUAAGACAUAUUUAAAUAACCUAUUGUAUUAUUAUAAUUGCAAUAAUUUAAUGAAAUUUUAUUUAUUGUUUUUAAAUAUAUUGAGAAAAAUUUACAAGGAAAAAAACUGCUUUUUAAAAAUGGAGGAUAAUAUAAAAAAUGAUGAAAUAGUUUUUUAUUUCUUAAGUAUGUUUUUUAACUUAAAUGAUUUCAAUAAUUUUUUCAUAAACUUCUUUGUUGAUUUAUAUUUAUUUUAUAAAUCAUGUAAAAAUCUAUUUUUUCUCUAUAUUUUUUUUCAAAACUUUGAUAGAAGUUUAUACUUUUCAUUUUUAAAAGAAUUUUUUAAAUUUCCUUUUUUCUUAUUACACAAAGAAAAAUUUUUAGGAGGACAAACAAAAAUUAACAAAGAUACAUAUAUUCAUUGUAAUUUUAUAUCAGAAAUUCAAAAUAACUCAGGAUAUGUUGUAAAAAAUAAGGAUUUCAAUAAUUUUCAAGUGUAUCAGAAACAAAAUAUAAAUAAAAAAGAAUCGAAAUAUACAAGUAGUGAGCAUAGGAAAGAAAAUGAGAAUACUGUAAAUUACAAUUACAUUAAUGAAACCGAUGUCAAAAUAAAUAAAAGUGAUAAUAAAAAUUAUAAUAGCAUUGAUAAAAAUAAUAAUACUAAUAACGAUUCCUAUAGCAGUAUUAUGGGUACAGAUAAAAUUAAUAUGGAAAAAAAAAAUAAAAACAAGAAGGAUAUUAAUAUGAAUAUACAAAAUUUAAGAAGUUAUUUUUUAAUUAAUAUAAUUAAUAAUAUUUUUGAUGAAUUAAAGUGUUUUAUAUUACAGGAUAAUUUUUACGAAGUAAUUAAAGAUAAUAACGAAAAAAUAUAUAUAGAAAACAAUUAUAAGAAAAAUAAAAUUCAUUUGUUUAUUUUAACAUUACUAAAAACAGAUAUAUUAAAUAAAGAUUUUAAAAGUAUAGAAAAAUAUAAUUUAAAUGUUAAUGACUUUUUUGUUUAUUUUAUAUUAGAAAAGAACUCGUAUAUUUUUAAUUGUUUGCUUUCCAAAUCAUCUAUUCAUGCGCAUAAAGUAACAAAAUUUUAUAAAAAUUGUCUUUCUUAUUUUAAAAUUAACAUAGAAGAUAUUUUAAAUAAAAAAUUUUCAGAAACCUACACAUCCCUAGAAAACAGAAAUAAAAAGAAAAACAAUUUUUUUAAUGAACUAAAAUAUUUCAUUAAAGAAUUUGACAGUUUAAAUUUAUUUAAAAAUUAUAAAAAGUUAAAGCGAUCACUAAAUAAUAUAUAUAAGAAUGAAACAAAUUAUGAAGAAAGUGACUGUAUUUCAUAUAAUGAUGAAACAAAGCUGAAAUGGAUAAUUGAUUGUAUUAUAAAACAAAAAGAAACAAAAAAAGAAGAAAAAAAUAUAAAAAAUAAAGAUUUAGUUAAUUAUGAUGUUUAUAACAUUAAUUUAUUAUUUGUUGGAUAUUGUUUAAUCUUAAAUUGCUUAAAAUAUAAAUCAAAAAAUAAAAAAGAAUCAUUUCUUAUGUUGGCAAAUAUGUUUGACAUGUUUUUGAGUAAAUUAAAAAAUUAUAAUUAUUUAAAAAAAUAUAAAUGCUUACUAAAGAAUGCCCAACAUAUGAUUGAUUUAAUAUAUAUAAUGGAUGCAUAUCAGUUAAAGAUUACUAAUAAAUUAAUAACUAUUAUUCAUGAUGGAAAUGGUUUUUCCAACAAUUCAAAUAUCAGUUUGUUUUUACAUAAUAAAUUAGAAGCAUAUAAAAAAAAUUAUUUAGAUAAAUAUUUUUCUAUUAAUCUUUAUACUUUUUAUUUAAAUCACAUAAAUAUUUACAGCUGCUGGAAAAAAUUAACAAUUUUUAAAAACAUUAUAUCUAAUGAUAAUUUUUUAUAUUUUAAUACAUCAUAUAUUUUUUCAAUAUUUGAUCAAAUACUCAAUGAUUUAAUAGAAAACUUAACAAAUCAAAUAUCCCAGAGAGAAGUAAACUUAAACAUAACUGUCAAUUACAAAUAUACAAAAGAAUAUAAUGAUGAUUUUUAUAAAAUAAUAGAUAAUUUUAUACAUAUAAUGUAUAUCAAUAAUAUUUUAACUUUUAUAUCUAUUUAUUCAAAGGAAUCCUUCUAUAUUUAUUCCUUGUUCGAUUUUUACAAUAAAAUGAAAUUUUUUUUGAGCCAGAUAUUUCAAGAAAACUAUAAAAAUUAUGAUUAUAAUAAAAGAAGGAAUAUAUUCAUGCGUUAUUUUAAUAAGACAAAUAAAAGUGAUAAAAAUAAAAAUUAUAGCAAUGUUAAUACUAAAGAUAAUAACAUUAAUAAUAAUUUCCUAAAUAAAAGUGAUGAUAACAAAUAUAUUAAAAAUUAUGACAGGGAUAACAUUCACUAUUCUAAUAAAAGUGAUAAUGAUAUAAAUGAAGAUAUUUGCCACACUUUAAUUUCUCAUUUUCCUUUUUGCUUAUUAGAUAUAAAUAAAAUAAUAAAUUUAUAUAUUGAUUUUAUAAAUAACAAUUUUAUUAAUAUAGUAUAUUAUUUUGAAAAUAAUAAAAAAGUAUUAACUUUAAUUUCUAGCUGUCUAUGUUUUAUAAAUAAAGAAGAUAAUAAUAAAAAUAACAAAGAUGAUAUAUCGAAAUAUUAUGGUAAUUUAAUACUGUGUAAUACGUAUUUUUUUAAAAGUGUAAUUUAUAUAUAUAUGCAGAGUUGCAUAUAUUCAAGUAACCCAUUGCACAUUUAUAAUUUUUUAAAAAAUUUGACUAGUAUAAACAAAAAUAUAUUAAGUACGCAUAUAAAAAAAUAUUUAUUAAGUAUGUAUUUUUUAAAAAAUAAGGAUUUUUAUUUUUGUAGGAUGUUUAUUGAAAACACUUUGUAUGAUUUGGAAGAAAAAAAUAAUGAAAAAAAUUUUAUUUAUGAUUUAAAUUCAUAUGAUGAUUUAAUAAAUUUAUAUUUUAUGAAUAUUUCAUUUUGUGAUAAUAAAUGGAAAUUAAGAAAUUUAUGUGAAAAUUUAAAUCAAAAUAUAUAUUUGUAUUCAAAUCAUGUAGAUAAAAAAAAUGACUUUUUAAAUCUCAUUAUAAAUUAUUAUGAUCAUAAUUUAUCUAUAAUUUAUAAUUCAAAAUAUGAUAAAGAAAAUUCCUUUUAUAAUUAUGAUGACAUUAAAAGAAGAGAACAAUCCUCAGACAGUUAUGAGAAAUAUCAUAAAAAUAAUGACAUUGGUAGUGAUUACGAUAUUAACUAUAGUGUUAAUACAAAUAUAUAUAAUUUAAAAUUAAAAAGAAAUUAUAUUUAUAAUGAUAUCUUAAAAAAAGAUGCUCUAUUUAUUAUUAAGAAUAUUAGAAAAAAUAAAUUAAUUUAUGAGAAUGAUGAAAAACUAGAAAAAGCUAAAUUUCUAUUUUAUAACUUUAAUAAAUAUUUAAAGGAAAACUCUUUUUAUUGUUAUGAUUUUUAUAUCAGAAAAAAAUUAUUCUCUGGUUAUAUUAAUAAUAAUAGUAAAAUAAAUAAAUUAAUAAAAAAGAGUAAAUUCAAUCACACAAAUAAUGUAAAUAUAUUUAACACAAAUGAUUUGAAAGAAAAUUUUGCUAAUCAUAGUAUAUAUAAAUAUUGCUCUUAUAGAAAUAGAAAAGACAUUUUAAUUUUUUUUUUGAUAAAUAAAAUAUUAAAUUAUUGUAAUAAAAAAAAUAGUUUUUUUUCUAUUUAUUUAUUAUUAAAAAAUAAUUACAAAUAUAAAAAUUAUAUAGAAAAUAAUAAUAUAUUUUUUUCAAUUAUUAGUAAUAAAUACGCAGAUAAAUUAUCAGUAAAAGAUAGAUUAAAAAAUUAUGAAGAACUAAAUAAAUUGUUAUUUCGUCAUAUUUAUGUAAAAGAAAGAUCUUUUUUAAACAAACCUAUUUUAAAAUAUGAAAAUGAAUAUAUACUAGGUAAUGAAGUAGAUAUUGAUUAUUCUAAAAUGAAUGAAAAUUAUUUAAAUUUUAUUUACUUUUCACUAAAUAAAGGAAACUAUUGUAAAAAUAGCAAUAUUAAUGAACAUACUGAAUAUAUAAAUAAUAUAGAAAAUGAAAAGUAUAGUAAUACAUUUUUAUCUAAUAAUUAUGAAGAUAAUUUUUUUAAACAUUUAUAUUAUGAGUAUACGAACGAAGAAUAUUUAAUAAUCAAUGAAAUUAAAAAAAAAAAAACAAAUAUUCAUUAUUCUUAUUGGAAUAAUAGAUACAAAAAUAAUUUAUUUUUAUUAAAAUUAUAUUAUGAAUUAUAUGUAGCUAAAAAAAAAGGAGAAUCACAUAAGAAGUGCAAUGGAUAUAUAGACAUCUAUUAUGUAGUAGAAUUAAAAAAAAUUAGAAAGUUAAUUAUAAAAUUUAGUAAUUCCAAACAAAAAUUUUAUGAUUGGAAUUACAUAAAAUCGUAUUUAUAUGAUAAAAAAAAGGAUAAUAGUUCAUAUACUGAUAUAAUUUUAAAUCAUUUAUUAUUUUUACAAUAUACUAAAACAUUAUUUUUAUAUAAUUCAAUUAAUUCUAUGACAAAUUCUUUUGAUUAUUCAUUUAAUUAUAAUGUAAAUCAAAAAAAUAAUGAUAAUUCCAUCUAUAUAAAAAAUAAUUUUAAAUUAAAAAAUAAAUUAUUGUUUUUCUUUAAAAACUUGUUUAUUUUUUAUAAUGAAAAAGAAAUUCUAAAAAAAAUGUUAUUAAGAAAUAUUAAAACAAGAAAAGGUGAAAUGUUAUUUGAAGAAGUCAAUAAACUGAAGUUAAAAAAUAAAAGUAUACCAAAAAUUUGUGAAGAAAAAGAAGUAACAUGCAUAGACCAUGGAUAUAACAAUAAUCUUACUUGCGAUUAUAAUUUGAUAGAUAAAAAUAAUCAAAAUGAUGAAAAAAAUGAGAUAAAAACAAAUGAAACACAAGAUAAUUUUAUAAAUAAUUCUCCAGCAGAUUUUGAUAUAUGUAUUUACGACUUUAUUAUAAAAAUUCCUAUAUAUAUGUAUGCGUUAAUUUAUAGAAACAUAUUAAAUUACCUUUUUGAAAAAAAUGAAGAUUUAAAUUUAAAGAGAAUUAUCUUUUUUUUGUUUCUUCAUUUAUACAAAAAAAUACCUGAAAUCAUUACUGUUCAUAUAACUGCUUUUUAUAAAAUGUUUAUAUAUGAUCAAUAUGUAAAAAAUUUUAAUAAAAAUUUUUUUUCUUUACUUUGUUACAAACAGAAUAAUCUUAAUAAAAGUAAGAAUUACCAAAAAGGGAAUAAUAUGCAUAAUGAUGAAUUUUAUUUAACGAAUAGUUUAUAUGAAAAAAAAAUUGCUCUUCAUAGUUAUGAUUCAAAAAAUGAAAUAAAAACUGAGCAAGAGAGAAUAAUAAAUGAGUGUGAAAAUACGAAAGAACAUACAGCAAAUUUCAUUCUUUACAGUGACAAUGAAAAAGAAGAAAAUAAAUUUCAUGAAAUUUAUACUGAUUCAUAUGCAGAAGAAAAUGAAAAAGUGAAUAACUUAUUAUGUGAUGAUUUUAUUAUACGUAACAAUAUCACAAUUGUUCAAUUUUUUAAUAAGAUAAAAGAUUCAAAUUUUUUAUUUUAUUUAGAUUUUAACAAUAGUUUAACAAGCUUAUUAAAUUCAUUUGAAUUAAUUUUUUCUAGGAUUUUUCAAAUAUUAUUGUCUUAUGUGAAGCAUUUAACGAAUAUUUAUUUAAAAAAUGUUCGAUUCUCUUAUUGCUUGAAUUUUGAAGAAACAAAGGAUUCUGUUAAAUCAAGACUUAGAGAAAAAGAUUUAUCAGAAAAUGAGGAAACUGUAAAAUAUGAAUUAGAAAAUUUUUGGAAAAGCAAAUUUUUAUUCCUUUUAAUUUUCCUUAACGAGUUAGUUCUUUAUUUGAAUAAUGAAUGUGAAAACAAUAGUACAUAUCUUAAAUAUUUUUUUUCUCAUAUGCAUUUAAUGUCUGAGUUUUCAAAUAUUAGUAACCUAGAUUUUUACAUAAAAAAUUUGAUUGAAGAAGAAUUAAGAAAAAUAUAUAUACUGUUCAUAGAUUUCUAUUGUUAUUUAUAUAUUAAUAAAAAAAUUAAACUAACUAAAGAUAUAGAAGUUAAUAUAAAAAAACAUAUUUUUAUAACGCAAAAUGGAGAUAUGCCUGGAUUUAAUAUAAAAUAUUUUGAAGCAUUAAAAGAAUUUUUAUAUAAUUUUAAUAAUUUUUUGUAUAAAAUUAUUGAAAAUAAUAAAAUUGUUGACUUAAAAAAUUGUUUCUUUAGUGAUUUUAUAGAAUACAAAUCUUCCUCAAAAAACUCGGAGUUUAUUAAUUUACAUUUAGAAGAAAAAAUAUCAUAUGACAUGAUAUCAUAUAAUAAAAUAGUUAAUUUUAGAAACGAGGUAUAUACAAUUAAAAUAAAUAAUCCUAUGAAAAUUAUAACAAUUAUUUUUCAAAAUGGCAAUAUAAAUUCAUAUAUAACUAAAAGUGGGGAGGACUUGAGGAUAAAUAAAUAUAUAUCCGAUAUUUUUGAUUUUACAUUUCAUUUAAUAAAUAAAAAAAAAUUUAAUAAGAAUUCUCUAUAUGAUAAAUUAUUAUAUAAUAAUAUUUUUCGUGUAAAUAAAAAUUUCGAAAAUACCAUUUUAGAAAAUGAGGAAAUAUUUUUUGAUUUUAGCAAAUAUAUUCCCGCACAAUCGUCUGACAUAAUAUAUUUAUCUAAUGCAAUAGGUUUAAUAAAAAAGAAUAAGAAUUUAAUAUCUAUUUUAUCUUUAAUUAAUGAUGAAAAUAAGAAAAAAUUUAAUGAAAUUUAUAAUGAAAAAUUAACUGAGAAGAUAAAAAAGUAUGAGGAAAAAAAAUUGGUUGAGAGAUAUAGCAAUAUUUGUAGUAAAGAAAAAAUAGAGUUUGAAAAUAAAAAAAAUGAAAUAGAAAAAAAUAAUAAAUAUGUAGAGAUGAAAAAUAAUAAUGUAAAUAAUAUAAAUAAUAUUACCAAAAAAGAAAAAGAAAGAAUAUUAAGAGAAGUCUAUGAUGAAUUAAAAGUAUAUUAUGAGAAAGAAACAUAUAGUAUUAAAUUAUAUAUACAUAUGUUAAGUAACGAUAAUAAAGAAUAUUUUAAUAAUAGAAAAAAAUAUACAUCAUCUUUAAUUUUUAAUAGUUGUAUAAAUUUCAUCGCAAAGAUUGGUGACAGGCAUUUAAAUAAUAUCCUAUAUGAUUAUAUUAAUCAUGAAAUUUUAAAUAUUGAUUUAAAUUUAACUUUUCAAAAGGGAUUAUAUUUGGCCAAUCCUGAAGUAGUACCUAUAAGAAUAACUGACAUUUUCUGGAAAGCAUCCCUAUUUAAUUUCUCUAAUUCUACUUUUAUUUAUAAUUUAAAUAAAAUAUCAUCUAUUAUUUAUCAAUAUAAAAGUUAUUAUUUAAAUAAUUUUUUUCAAUUUUUUUUUUAUCCUUUUUAUAAUCAUAAAAAUAGAAAUUUCUUUCAUAUAUUACAGUUUAAUCAUUUAUUAAAAAGUAAUUGUUGUAUUAAUAAUUAUAUAGAAAAAAAGCGCUCAGUACAAAGCAUUAAUGAUUUAUUAUUUUUUAUUAAUUCUAUGAUCAAGUGUUUUAAUAAUAUAUAUAUGAAUCAUAGUUUCAUAAUUAAUAACAUAAAUAAGUUUAAGAAAAUUAUACCUUCUUAUUUUCAUUCUAUAUAUUAUAAUAAUAAUAAUCUAAAAAGAAAAAUUGUUAAUUUAAUAAAUAAUAGUAGAUUAUAUUACUAUCAUUUUAGAAAAAUUGUAAAUUCUUCCAAUGACUAUAUAAAACAGAUAUUUUAUAAGAUUUCCCAAUUAAUAAAUAAUUACAAAUUUGUUGAAAAGAAAAGAAAAGAGGGAGUUAAAAAAGAAAAAGUUGAUGAAGAAAAUGAAGAAACAAAGAUAGAAAUAAAAAAUACCUUAAUAAGUAGAAUAAAUGAAAAUAGACAAUUAAAUGAUUAUCCAUAUGCAUUUAUUAAGACAAAUGGCAAUAAUGAAUUUUUUUAUGAUAAAGAUUUAAGUGGCAAUAACAAGAAUGUUUUAGAAUUCGAUUUUAAAUAUAAUAUAAAAUAUCUUUUAAAAAAAAUACCUCUAUAUUAUUUAAGUAAAUUACUUAAAAUAUUUCAAUUAAAAGAAAUAAAUAAAUUAUAUUUAUUAAAAAUUGAAAAGUACAUAAAGAGAUUAUUUGUAAUUUAUAACCAAAAUUAUUUAACAAAUAAAAUAAUUAAAAAGAAAUUUCACACCGUAAAAGAUUGUAUAAAAGAAUGUUUAAGAAUUAAUAAUAAAAAUAUAAAUAAUGAAUCAUUAAUAGAAAUAAAUAACAUUUUAUAUGAUAAUUUUUUAAUAAUAGAAAAUAUUAUAAGUAAAAAUACGAAGACUCAUUUCAUUUAUAUAUAUUUCAUUUCUUUUAUGUUUUAUGCUUUUUCUAUUAAUUUAAAAAAAAUUAUGAAAACAUAUAUAUCACAUAAAAAUAAUUCUAUAAAGUAUUUCUUGCAAGAAACCUUUUUUUUUCCUCAAGUGAAAAGAAAUUAUUUAAGAAAAAUAAUAAUUAAAACUAGUAAAUAUUUAUACAUUUUAAAAAAUAACAAUAUCUUAUACUAUUUAUCAAAUGAAGAUAAUAAAACUAAAGGUGAUAAUAAAUAUUUACCUAAAGAAACAACAAAAUAUUCAAAAAAUGAUAACAGUCAUGAUAUUAAUUUCCUAUACACGAAAGAAUAUGAAAAAAUAAAAAAUUAUUUAAUUGCUAUUAAUGAACAUAUAAGUAAUAUAAGUAAGAUUUAUAAUGUGAUUAAAAAAAAAUAUGCAAAUUUAUUAAAUUUAAUUAUAAUUUAUUCUACAUUAUUUAUAUUUUUGUACUUGAAGAAUACUGACUUGAAAAUUGAAGAAAAGGAAAAGAUAUUUUAUACCUAUUAUAGCAACUUUAAAUUAAAAUAUGAUUUUUUUUAUACAUAUAUAUAUAAUUCUCCUUUAGAAGAUAACACAUAUAUUUAUUAUAUUUCUUUUAAAAUUUUAUAUAUAAUGAAAUAUAUACAAUAUUUUUUACAAAAUAAUUAUUACAAAUAUUAUUUAAAUUUACUAUUAUGCAUAGAAGAAAAUAAUAAAACAAAAAAGAAGAUAUAUACUAAUAAUAAUAAUGUGCAUAGUCAAAAUAUAAAAUUAGGAAUUAAGCAAAAAAGAUACAAUACAUUAUAUAAGUUGAAAAGAGCAAAAAUGAAGAAAAAAUCAAAAAAAAGGAAAAGAAGUUUUAUAUUCAUUCAUAAAAUUAAUAUAAAAAGCAAUAUAAGACAUUAUGCUAGCUCUCAUUACAAGAAUAGAAACCUCUUAAAUUAUUUUAAUUUUUUAAUUUAUUUAUUAAGUAAAAAUAAUUUUAAGAAAAAUAUAAUGAAACAAAUAAACAAUUUUUAUAAAUAUUUGAUCAUUUUUCACAAUAUAAAAAUGAGUAAUAAAAAGAAAAUUAAUAUUGUAUAUGCAUACAAAAAAAUAACUGGAUUAUACCGAUUUUAUGAUUUAAAUGUACAUUAUAAGAAAAAUAUAAUUGAUAUAUAUAAAGACAAAAAUUUAUAUUUUUAUAAACCUUUUUAUGAUUCAAAAAUGUUUUUAUAUGAUAAAAAUGACUUAGAUUAUUCGGAAAAUUCUGAUGAUAGUGUUACUUAUAAUGAAAAAGAUAAUCAAUUAACAUUUCAAAAAAGUUUAUACCAGAGUAAUCAUAAAAUGAAAAAAAUAAAAGAAUUUAAAAAGGGAAAUAGAAAGAAUUACUUCAUUCAAAAAACAAAAAUGAAUAUAAUAUCAUUUGAAAAAUUCCAAAAUAUUAAAAAAUUACAUAAAGAAAUAGAAAAGGAGAAGUUACAUUUUAAUGAGUUAAAUAUGCUUUAUUAUAUGACACAUUUUGAAAAUAACAAUGAUGUUCAUUUUUUUAAUCAGAAAACUUAUUACAAUGAAAAAGAUUGUGAUAUUUUGUUAUCCUCUAAAAGUUUAAUAUCCUCUAUUUAUUAUACACAACAUGAUUUUAUGAAAAAAAGAAGGAAAACUGAUAAUUUAGAUUUUUUAAGAAAAAGUAAUUUAUUUCAAAAAGUUUUUUAUGUUUCAAAGUCACCAAAUUAUUUAUCUAAAAUAUAUGAAGGAUGGGCACCAUGGUUGUAA
This is a messenger RNA of Plasmodium relictum, 12348 nucleotides long. RefSeq lists its product as hypothetical. The record is from RefSeq and is a predicted model, not a curated record. The coding region runs from base 1 to 12348 and encodes 4115 amino acids. NCBI's taxonomy places the organism in Eukaryota, Apicomplexa, Aconoidasida, Haemosporida, Plasmodiidae. The transcript has a single exon.